Pieris brassicae (large cabbage white) is the source of this 2360-nucleotide messenger RNA. Its product is annotated as esterase E4-like. The transcript has 3 exons. The record is from RefSeq and is a predicted model, not a curated record. The coding region runs from base 17 to 2203 and encodes 728 amino acids. NCBI's taxonomy places the organism in Eukaryota, Metazoa, Arthropoda, Insecta, Lepidoptera, Pieridae.
UUUUAAUUAUGCUAGUAUGUGGUCGUUAAUUUUUUUAUUUAUUUUUUCUGUGUCAGCAGAGGAUUCUAAGACUGUAGAGUUGGAUUCAGGAUGGGUGGUGGGAAAGAAGUACUGGAAUGGCGAUUAUUAUGAAUUCUAUGGAAUCCCAUACGCAACUGUGCCAACUGGUAGAGACCGGUUUAAGGCUCCCUUGCCUGUAACACCAUGGGAAAAUGUACUUUCUGCCAGUGACACAAAUAAGCGCUGUAAGCAGUGCUAUUACACUGAUGCUUCUGACGAAGACGUUGUACUUGAUGGAGACGAGGACUGUCUCGUUAUAAACGUCAUUACUCCAACAAUAGCUAGUGAAACGAAUCCGGUACCUGUUAUAGUUUACAUUCACAGUGGUGCAUUCUCAGGUGGUACUGGAAAUAUGGCCAAAUUCACUUACUUAGCAAGGCACGACGUCGUCGUUGUAAGCUUCAAUUACAGAGUGGGAGCUAUAGGUUUCGCCUGUUUAGGCAAUGAGGAUAUACCUGGUAAUGCUGCAUUAAAAGACCAAGUUGCAGCUUUGCGUUGGAUAAAAAAGAACAUACAUAAGUUUGGAGGAAACCCCAAUAAGAUAACUUUAGCAGGAUUUAGUGUUGGUGCAUCUAUGGCAGAACUCCUUGCGCUGUCAAAGGCUUCGGAUGGAUUAAUUAACCGAUUAAUAUUAGAAAGUGGUAGUGCGCUAGCCCCGUUUACAAUUAACCGAGAUCCAGUAAGUACUGCAUGGAAUAUAGCACAGGCAAUAGGUUACAAUGGUACAGCGAAUAUAGAUGAGUUAACUGAAUUUUAUCUUACUGCUAAUAUGAAAGAUUUAGCGCUUAAGAGUUUAAACUAUUUCUUACCAAAUAGCACAUUUGGUUUUGCGCCAUGCAUUGAAAAAGACCAAGGACUAGAAAGGAUUGUAACUGAAUCACCACUAGAUACUUUAAAAAAAGGAGACUUUAAGAAAAUACCAGUUUUAACUGGUUUUUCUAAUAUGGAAGGCUUGAGUCGAUCAAUUAAGUUUGGAUCAUGGAGAGAAAAAAUGAAUGAAAAUUUUAGUGAUUUUUUACCAGCUGAUUUAAAAUUUAAGACUGAGGAUGAAAAAAAUGAACUUAUAAAAGAAAUUAAAAAGUAUUACUUUAAUGACAAGGUAAUUAAUCACGAAAGUCUUAAGAACUAUAUAGAUUACUUUUCAGAUAUUAUGUUUAAGUAUUCUAUCAUGAAAUCAGCUCAACUACACUCUUCUUUAUCUACUAACCCUGUAUAUUUAUAUGAAUUUUCAUAUGUUGGAAAACUAAAUAUUCAACAUAAUUAUAUGGAUAGAAUAAAAGGUGCGAGUCAUAGAGAUCAAACUGCAUAUAUCUUAGAUUUUUACGGUUUUACAAAUAAUUACAAAGACUUAACAACAAGAGAUAGAAUGACAACAAUGUGGACUGACUUCGCCCAAUAUGGAAAUCCUACUGAAUAUGAAAGCGCACUACUUUCUGUGAAGUGGCCAUCUUACACGAAACAAUCACCAAUGUAUUUAGAGAUCAACAAAAAUUUGCAAGUAAAAAAGGGACUUUUUACGAAAGGAUUUCAGUUUUGGGAUCAAAUUUAUAGUAAAUAUCAUUGGGAUCCCCAACCAGUAAAUCCAGAAAUAAUACUACCUAGAGAAGAAAUUAAAUCUGCAGCCCUCAAAACAAAAACGAAAAAACAAUCACAACCAACUCUAAAAGAAAAUAAAAAUGAUAAAACAGAAAAACAAGUAAUUUCUGAUAACAUUGAUAACACAACAGAUAAUUUAAGUAAGGGAAAAUCUAAGGAUAAAGAAGAAAACAAAAUCGAUAAACAGCCAACACUGAAAAGUACUACAACUAAAAUUAAAAGAGGAAAAGACGGUAAACUUGUUAAAGAAGUUAUAACUAAGACUAAUCAAAAUACUGAGAGAGUUGAAGCUGAAACUAAAGCUGCGAAAGAUAUUAACGAAAAUCCACAAAAUGAUAAAUUAAAAUCUGACGAUAAUACUUCACGUGAAAACAGAAUCGAAAAUCAGUCAACACUGAAAAAAACUACAACUAAAACUAAGAGAGGAAAAGACGGAAAACUUGUUAAAAAAGUCAUAACUGAGACUUAUCAAAACGAUAAAAAAGUUGAAACUGUAACUAAGGAUACGAAAGAUCCACCAGUUAAACAAAGUCCACAAAAUGAGUAAUAAAAAAAUUACGAAAUUGUAAAAGAAAUUGUAAAUGAACAUGAAACAAAAACGGUAACAGUAGCAGUUGUAAAAUAUCAAGAUAGAUUUAAAUAAUGUGUACUUAAACUUCGUAUUAAAUGUGUGUGUACGACCAAAAUAAUAUUAUUAUUUCAAU